AUGGCAACCACACUUUCGGAAAAUGCAAAUGAAUCCAGUAGUAGUGGUCAUUUAAACAAUAGACAAAGUAUAGUCAAAAGAUUAUCUAUAAAAAGUAUAAUUCAAAAUCUCAUGAAAAGUAAAGAAACAAAGGCCAUUAAUCAAAUAGAAGAAGAGCUUAAACUUGCGAAAGAAAAAAUUUCCAAGGAUGAUUUAGAUUUAGAUAUUGUAGAAAUAGAUUUACUACCCAUUAAAGCUAAAAAACAGAAGAAA
Racocetra persica is the source of this 252-nucleotide messenger RNA. The record is from the annotation of a GenBank genome assembly. Lineage: Eukaryota; Fungi; Glomeromycota; Glomeromycetes; Diversisporales; Gigasporaceae.